CGCCGGCACUGCGCCCAAGCGCUCAGUCUGUUGUCAUCAGGCAAUCUGAUCGCACGUGUGUCGCAAUUCAUCGUACAGUCGUGCUCGAACUUAGUUGUGAAAAACUUGGUGUUUAUCUUUGAGGAUCGUGUUAUAUGCAGUGUUUGUGACGUUCAAUCAUAACUAAUGUGGAUUGUUAGUGCUCAUACAUUGAGAAACAAUAUCUGAUGGUUCUUUUGAAUAAUAACAUGAAAAUACAUGGUCGAUACUAAAUUGGAAAGACAUUAACAAUGACGAUUGACAGAGCUGGUCGGCCUCCAGCGCCGCGGCGGACAUCCACUUAUAGAAGCUACGAUGAACUCGGUAUAAUCGAUAGAGGGAAACCACUGAGGUACCGCCAUGGAGGCGUUGAGGACCUCUCUGGAUUAGAAUCGAACAGAGCCCAUAGAGCAUAUGACGCGCAAGAUCUUGACGACAUUACUGUCAUUAGUUCUGAAGAAAUACAAAGACCGAAGAGAAAGACAAUGGAAGGACUUGCGAAUGGUUUUAGAAGAACAUUUUCAGUGAGGAGCAGAAGGGAAGAACCAGAAGGUAUUCCAAUGGAUACAUUCAAGGUGAACGGAGAAGAAAGUUUCGCAACCGUGAGAGGCGCACCAUUUGGAAGGCGUAGAUCUUUGUCUAGAGAUCGUGGGUCGUCGCUUUUAGGCAGAAGUUCUUCAGAAGGAGACGUAAGAGUGCCGUUACCUCGAGCACCGCCAGCCAACCCUACGCCCCGGUUGCAUCGCUGCCUCCGCGCACUCGGCGGAAGCUGGAAAAACCUCCUAUUAUUGGGCGGAAUGUCACGAGGCGGCGGCGGCGCCGGCAAGACGGCGACCGCGAAACGGGUGCCGCCCCCCGCGGUGCCGGGUGACGCGUUCGGUACCCCGCAGCACAGGCACUCCGGGUCCAGCUUUGGGUCGCAGGGGUACGCGUCCUGCGAGGAGCAGCCGUACCCGCAGCCGCCGGACACGCCGUCACAUACUCGCGAUGACCACUCAGACUACGGGAGCACGGUAUCCGGGGUGUCCGGGGUGUCCGGAGCGAGCGGGAGCCUCGGCAAGAGCCCGGCUGGAGGCGGCACCUUCACGUUCCCGCCGCCUGCGCAGCCGCUCACGCACAAGGCGGCCGUGUACUAUCACCACCAGCUCGCGCUGAGCGAUGACCAGGGCAUUGAUAUGACACAGAGCCCCGGGCGGGACAGUCCAGGAUCCUCGUCCGGUUCCGCUGGGUCUGGGUCGCGGCACUCGUCCGCGUCGCUGGACAGCGGGCGCGCGUCCGGCCGGAUGCCGCACCACCACCACGCGUCCUGCCACUGCGGGGACACCGUAGACAGGGUGCGGGCCAUGAUUGCGCAGGGACUGCCGGACCCAGACAUAAUCCACGCGUGGCUAGCGGAUCUCCAAAUGGAGGAAUACGCCCGUCUCUUCAUAGAAGCGGGCUACGACCUCGCCACCGUCACGCGCAUGACGCCGGAGGACCUGACGGCGGUCGGCAUCAAGAAGCCGAACCAUCGGAAGCGGUUAAAGGCGGAGCUGGCCAACCUGAACGUGCCCGAUAACCUGCCGGAUUAUAUACCGGGCUCUCUCGAAGAGUGGCUGCGACUGCUUCGGCUGGAGGAGUACGGGCCGGCGCUGGUCGCGCAGGGGUACCGCACCGUGCAUGACGUCACGCAGCUAGCUUGGGAGGACUUAGAAGACAUGGGUAUAGUAAGGCUCGGUCACCAAAAGAAAAUACUGUUGGCUAUUAAAAGAGUUAAGGAUAUCAGAGCUGGCAAAAGAAGCAUCAGUAGCCAAGGGUCCCUGGAUUUCACAAGACUGCAGCCUGGACAGGAUUUAUAUCCGAGGGAGCAAUACCAGCAUUGGGAGAGACACGCAAGGAGUUACCAUAAACCCCCCGAUCUAAACUUUGAUGCUCUGCAAACGCCCCUAUGUGGCACUGACUUGGUCCCCAUCCAGAUACGCCAUCCACGCGGGAAAUCGUUGGAAAGCCUAGAAGACCCGUCCGAGAGGACGUCGCACACAACAUUCUCGCCGGAAGCCGGUUUCUACUACGGGGGACAGUGGCGGCGUUCAUACGACGACGGGGACAUAACGCCAACAAACGACAGCUCAUACGAAGGCGGGGGCACGCUGCCCCGACCGCGGGGCUUGGUCAGACCGCGUCCAGUCGCCAAGAUCCAAGCGACGCCCGCGUACAGGGACAAGUCGCCGGACUACACGUACGACGAGAUCGCGUACUCGGCGCGGCUGCAGCGCGUCGCGUACGGCGCGAGCCCGCACGUGGCGCGCAAGCCGCCGCCGGAGCCGCCCAAGCGCCAGAGCUCCCAGUACGCGCCGUUCACGCGCUUCGGCCAGACCACGGUGGAGAUACACCCGGAGAAGAGCCUGCCGCUCAGCCUGCCCGCCUACCCCAGCUCGGACUCGCUCAGCGUGUCGCUGGACAGCACGGGGCUGCUGCCGCCGCCGCCCGCGCCCUCCUCGCCGCCGCGGCGGUAUGAAGAGGACAAGAUGAGGACCGGCUCGGAUGCUAGCUUUAAGUCGAGCUCCAGCACGGAGUCGGACAGCAUUCCGUUCGCGAACGAGAACGCGGGGACGAUAAAGCAGAACCGCGGCCAGAUAGCGGGGCGGCCGCACGGCGACUACGGGCGCGCGGGGCUGGCGGGGCUCGGGGGGCUGGCGGGGCUGGGGGGGUUGCCGCCCCGCGCGCCCGCAGACAAGCCCGCGCACCUGCCCGAGCACAAGGACGAGAACAAGAGCACGGAGCCGGUGGACGUUCUGAACGACAUAGGCAACAUGCUCGCGAACCUCACGGACGAACUCGACGCGAUGCUGGAGGAGGAGAAGCGCCAGGGCCUGACGGAUUCCUAAAAUUUCGUGGACGCUAGUGGAACGCACUCGAAUAAAUUACGUUUAGGCGGACGACGGAUUCCAAAGAGCUGUUAUGAUCGGUUGACGUUUCGAUGUGACGUUGGCAGGAGUAAACGUAGAGUGAUGUUUGCUGUUGCCAGACGUAAAAAAUCCAUUGAAGUGAAUUAAAUCCAAUAUCUGUUUGUUCAAAUCGCGCAGUGCUUAACGUGCUUGGUCAUUUGCAAUAGGCUUGCGUUUAAUUUGUACUACUAUGCUGCGAUCACUGCCCCUCUCCGUCGCAAGCUCUUUAAAUAAGACUUAAUAAACCUUCAUAAAAUAUUUGUCUAUGGACAAAACAUUUUUAUCAUAUCAUGACACAUGAGCCAUAAAACUUCCAACAUUCAAUUUAUGUAAUAUUGUAUUGUAUACACGUAGAUUUGUGUAUUUUUAUCAAAAUGUUCAUGCGUAUUUAUGUUUUGAAUUGGUGUUUUAUGUAAUUAACAUUACUUAAUGUAUUUUAUUUAUAAAUGUUAUGUAGUUCCUUAUUUAAGCAUUAUCUGUGGUUUUUAUUUUGUGUUUGGUGGAAUAAAGAUAAUUGUAGUCGGGUUCAAAAGCAGAUAAAUGGCUAUUUUUGUAAAUAAUUUUACUUAAAUUAUGUCAUAGAUAAAAUAUAUCCAGUAGCUAGUUUUCCAUGUACAAUAAAAUUGUAGAAUACUUGAUAUAACGUAUCUAGGUGAUUAGUUAGAAUUUAUACAAAAUGGUAGCUCUAGGUUAUAGUGUGAAAUGUAGAAUUUCAUCAGUGAAUGUAAAAUAGGACCUUCAUCUGUACUACGUUAUUAUAUUAUAUCAUUGUAUGUUACAUUAAUUCGUUUAAAAAAUCAUUUAAUUGGAUAUCUAACAGUAUCCCUUGCUAAUUAAUGAUGAUCAGUGUAUGGACACAGAUAACGUACAAAUAUUAAAAUACUAAGAAAAUAAUUCACUGCUUUCGCGGUAUUUUUCGCUUGCUACAAUUCAUAUUACCAUACCUAACGUUAAACAAACAAAAUUAUUUUCGAUUUCAACAAUAUUCUGAAUGAGAAUCAUGAUCUCUGUAUGUAUAACAGAUAAUGGCUUAACGUGAUAUUGAGAUGCCAUAAAAUAUUCUGUAUAAUACAUUUGUGACUGUACUUCUAACAUACCUAUAUAACAUUAACACACCUAGAUGUAUAUAAUUCAACAAAUAUUUAAUUUCCAAGAAAAAAUAAACAAUAUUUGUAAUUUUAUACGCAUAGAUGCCGGAAGGAGAAAUAAUGAUCUACUGUUUAUGGCAUUUACAUUGAGGCAGAGUUCAAAUAAUUAAUAAUUAUACACAAUAAAAUAACCCGUAUUUAAUAUCAACAAUUUGUACAUUGUCUCAGUGCAUUGCCUGUUAUAUGUAAUUUAGCAAUCGAAUGUAGCGCAUAUUUUUAUUAGCUUUGUACUGUAAAUAAUAGAAUCAGUGUUUCUACAUCCUUUGAUACCUAACAAUUCGUAUUUAGAAAUUUUGUAUACCUAUCUGUAAUGAGCCGGCCGUCGCUCACAUUCAUAGAAAGGUGCUAGACUUUUGGCAAUUUUGAAAUAAAUUUAGGAUCCCUUUUAUGUUUAUUUUUUGUUCAUUGAACUUCCUAGUCAAAAUUUACUGAGUGGCGGCUUUAUUAUUUCAUGUAUCAUAAUUUACAUUUUAGUUUUUAUAUGAUAAUUAAUUAUUCUUUACACAGCUGUCUCUUAUUUUAUA
This is a messenger RNA of Zerene cesonia (dogface butterfly), 4617 nucleotides long. It is a transcript of the gene ckn, whose product is annotated as caskin-2. Gene Ontology annotation, biological process: axonogenesis; cell surface receptor protein tyrosine phosphatase signaling pathway. Gene Ontology annotation, cellular component: focal adhesion; axon. Lineage: Eukaryota; Metazoa; Arthropoda; Insecta; Lepidoptera; Pieridae. The coding region runs from base 270 to 2885 and encodes 871 amino acids. The record is from RefSeq and is a predicted model, not a curated record. Gene Ontology annotation, molecular function: protein phosphatase binding; signaling adaptor activity. The transcript is spliced from 11 exons.